GCCACUGAAGACAACACUGUAAAAUGAUUAAGAUCUGUUUUGAGCGUCCUGACUCACACAGGUACUGUAUCGUUGAUGUGCCAGCGAAUCCUCGAGGACCAGUCACGAGAUGGAUGGACAGUGGGAGAGCAGAGAGAGAGAGAGAGAGAGGAGAGAGAGAGGAAUCAGUGUAAAGAAGGGUGCAGGGGCGAACAGGACUCCAUCCGGAGACGAGGAGGUGGAGGAGAGAGCAUCAUUUGGAGUGGACACUCCCACGCGUGGACCAGUGAAGGCAAAGGAGGAAACAGGAAGACUUGCUGGGAAAAAACAUACAAGAACAGAGAUAGAGUAUCCAAACUCCACACAGGAAGAUUGGAGAAAAACAGAAAGAACAAGAGGUUGGACAUCCGAGAACGAGGACGGGAGCGGGGAUUUAAGCCUUUCCUGUGCGAGUCAGCGCACACGUGUCCCACCAACCGCGUGACCGGGCAGGGGGAGGCGGGGCUGUUCGGUGGCGGAACUCGGCGUCGCACGCUGAUGCCGGAGAGGAGGAGCAUGGGCGGGCCGCACCCGGCGGUACUGGUGGUGGGGGCGCUGUUGCUGGGACCCCUGGUGGGCGCACUGGACGUCCCGCUAGACCUGCCGCAGCCCCCCACCAUCACUCACCAGUCCCCCAAGGAUUACAUCAUCGACCCGCGGGAGAACAUCGUCAUCCACUGUGAGGCCAAAGGGAAGCCUCAUCCCAGUUUUUCCUGGACGAGAAACGGAACCCACUUUGACCUGGAGCAGCACCCCAACGUGCACAUGAGGCCCCACUCGGGGACGCUGGUGGUGGACAUCAGCCGGGAGCGGGCGGAGCACUACGAGGGCUGGUACCAGUGCACGGCGAGGAACAAACACGGGACCGCCGUCUCCGACGACAUCGUGGUGCGGCAGCCCCUUGAGUUUAUCAUCUUAAGGGCGGUCCUGAAAGGGUCGCCUUUGUGGUCCAAAGAGAAGAUCAAGCCGAUCGUCAUUCAGGAGGGCGUGUCCUUGGUGUUGCCAUGCCGACCCCCUGCCGGCUUUCCUCCCCCCAUCGUCUUCUGGAUGGACAACAACUUCCAGAGGUUGCCCCAGAGCAACCGGGUGUCCCAGUCCCUGAACGGAGACCUCUACUUCUCCAACGUGCUCCGCGAGGACUCCAGGAGCGACUACAUCUGCUACGCUCGCUUCCCGCACACGCAGACCAUCCAGCAGAAGCAGCCCAUCACCGUCAAGGUCCUCAACCUGGACGCGAUCAAUGAAACAAUGGAAGCUUUUUACAAUGACACUGAUUUAUUUAGUGAAGACCCGGUGGACGAGAGGAAGCCCGCGUUCCUUAUCCCGUCCGGACCGACCAGUUCCAAAAUGGUGCUACGUGGUCAGGUGCUGGAGAUGGAGUGCAUUGCGGAAGGAUUGCCCACUCCUGACAUCUCCUGGGCCAAAGUGAGCGGCGAGCUCCCGACGGCGCGCGCCUCGGUCCUGCAUCACCAGAAAAUCCUGCGCAUCGUCAACGUGUCGGAAGCGGACGCCGGCGACUACCGCUGCACCGCCAGGAACCGACUGGCCUCAGUCCACCACACCAUUCAGGUGACGGUGAAAGCUGCCCCAUACUGGAUCAGCGGCGCUCCCCGGAACCUCAUCCUGGCCCCGGGAGAGGGUGGGUCGCUCAUGUGCAGGGCCAGCGGCACGCCCAAGCCCAGCAUCCAGUGGGCCAUGAAUGGCAUUCCCAUCGAAUACGCUCCAAAGGACCCCAGCCGGAAAGUGGAGGACGACACCAUCAUCUUCACCGAGGUGCUGACGGGAUCCAGCGCCGUGUACCAGUGCAACGUCUCCAACCAGCACGGCUACCUCCUGGCCAACGCCUUCGUCAAUGUCCUGUCCGAGCCGCCCAGAGUGCUGACGCCGGCUAACAAAGUCUACCAGGUCAUCAAGAACCACAGAGCCCUCCUGGAGUGCACUUCCUUCGGCUCCCCCAAACCCCAAAUUACUUGGUUCAAGGAGAGUCGUUCCGGCACGCUAGACCCUGAGACGCACAAGGAGCACGACAACGGCACUUUAGAGAUCCGUGUGGCUCAGCCCAAGAAUAGCGGAAAGUAUACCUGCGUGGCCCGGAACUCUCUCGGUAUCUAUGAGAAUCAUGUGCACCUGGAAGUCAAAGAACCGACCCGCAUCCUGAGGCAACCCGAGUACCGAGUGGUCCAGCGCGGCAAGUCCGUGGUGUUCGAGUGCAAGGUCAAACACGACCCCUCGCUCACGCCCACUAUGACGUGGCUCAAAGACGACGGGGAGCUGCCCGACGACGAGAGAUUCGUAGUGGACGCCGACAGCCUGACCAUCGGCGACGUGACGGAGAGCGACGCCGGCGUGUACACGUGCAUCAUGAACACGACGCUGGACCAGGACUCGGCCAGCGCCGAGCUGACCGUCGUCGAGGCCACGCCGACGCCAGCUCUUGUCAACGAGCGACCCGAACCGCCGACCGACCUGGAGCUGACGGACCACAAAAAGAGGAGUGUUCAACUCACCUGGAUUCCCGGCGAUGAGCACAACAGUCCUAUUCAGACAUUUGUGAUCCAGUAUGAAGACACACUCCACCACCACAGAGGUCACUGGCACAACCUUACCGAAGUCCCCGGAACUAAAACCACAGCCCACCUGAAGCUGUCCCCCUACGUUCACUACACCUUUCGAGUCCUCGCCGUCAAUUCCAUGGGCGUCAGCCGGCCCAGUUUCCCCUCCAAGAUGUAUAAAACCGAACCUUCAGCUCCAGAUGAGAACCCAACAGAUGUACGUGGAUUUGGAACAGAACAUGACAAUCUUGUCAUCUCAUGGAAGCCACUGUCCGGCCUCCAGGCCAACGGGCCAGGACUCCAUUACCGAGUGAUGUGGAGGCAGAAGAUGACGGACAGCGAGUGGAUCGUGGCGACCGUAGCCAACAACUCCAAGUUCAUUGUGUCCAGAACGCCCACGUUUGUUCCGUACGAGCUCAAAGUUCAGGCUGUGAAUGACUGCGGAGCAGCGCCCGAGCCCGCCGUUGCCGACGGCCACUCUGGGGAGGAUUUGCCGGUCGCCGCUCCGGAGUCCGUGCAGGCGUACGUGUUGAACAGCACCCUGGUGGAGGUUCACUGGGAGCCCGUGCCUCAGAAGCUAAUACGCGGGUACCUCAAAGGCUACAAGGUGUACUACUGGAGAGAGCGCAGCCUGCACAAGCAUAACCCCCAUCACGCAGAGAAGCAGAUCCUGACAUUCAGCGGCAACCACAGCAAGGGGAAACUUCCCGGCCUGCAUCCCGUCAGCCUCUACUCGUUUAACGUCAGGGUAUUUAACGGAAAGGGAGACGGCCCACCGAGUCGCAACCAGCAGUUUGAGACCCCCGAAGGAGUUCCCAGCGCUCCUUCCUCCCUGACGGUGACCAACCCCAGUUUGGACUCCUUAAGCCUCGAGUGGAACCCUCCUCGCGACCGGAACGGACUCUUGACUGGAUACACCCUCAAAUACCACCCGGUCAAUAACUCCAAUGAGCUGGGCCCAGAGGAGGAGCUGGCCCUGGCCGCCAAUGAGACCUCGGUCACUUUGCGCAACCUCAAGUACAGCACGCGCUACAAGUUUUAUUUGAAUGCCAAAACGCGCAAGGGGGCCGGCCCGGCCGUUACGCAGGAGGCGGUCACCGUCGUGGACGAAGCUGUGGCGAGCCGGCAGGUGGACAUCGCGACGCAGGGUUGGUUCAUCGGCCUCAUGUGCGCCAUCGCCCUCCUCAUCCUCAUCCUCCUCAUCAUCUGUUUCAUCCAGAGGAACAAAGGAGGCAAAUAUCCAGUGAAAGAAAAGGAGGACGCUCACACCGACCCGGAGUUCCAGCCCAUGAAAGACGAAGACUGCACUUUUGGGGAAUACAGCGACAAUGAGGACCAUAAACCGUUAAAAGGGAGCCGCACGCCGUCGAGCGGUACGGUUAAGCGGGACGACAGUGACGACAGUUUAGUAGACUACGGGGAAGGAGGAGACGGCCAGUUCAACGAGGACGGCUCGUUUAUCGGCCAGUAUAGCGGAAAGAGCACCGGCCGGGACGCCGCCGGCCCCGCCGCCGAGGGCCACGAGAGCUCCGAGGCGCCGUCCCCGAUUAACGCCAUGAACUCCUUGAACUCCUUCGUUUAGCUUCAAGGUCCACAGGAAAAAAAAAAAAAAAAAAAAAGGACGUGCAUGUUGUCGUUGGGACACCUUCACCGAGACACUUUUAGAAGACAAUAACCGAACGCCUUUACUAUUAAAUAUCUGCUCUUGACACUUCACCGAUACGAUUUGCUUUCCAGUCCUUUAAAAAGUGGCCAAUAUGUUUUAUCGAUCAUUUCUGCGCAACAUCCACUCGAUAUGGCCUCCUCGCCCGCAAGUUCUGCUGCAUUCAUUUAGAUUUUUUUUUUGGGAAGGACUUUGACAUCAAUCAAUCGCUUUUCUGCUACCCCAAAGUUCCUCGGCAAAUAUUGUUUAUAAACAUUCUGAAGAGGUCCGUUUGCUUGUAUGUUCACACUAUGGCUGCCAUGUUUUUAUUUUUCGCACAAAGUAAAUUGUAAACAUAUUCAGUUGCCAUAACACCCAUGCCCACCAUUAAUAAUAUUUUCGUCUUAACAGUCCUGUGCAUUGGUCGAGGCCCACGCUUAGAUUUGUGGCUUCAUCAAACUUCUUUUGGCUAAAUUAGCCUGACGCAUUCAUAAAUGCUCUUUUCAAUUGAAUUAUACAAUAAUUGUUGGUUACAAGCCGAUUCCUGUUAACUUUCCCCACCGAAAAAGCGCCAGAGGAAGUGGACUUGUGUUCAUUAGUUAGUUAGUUAGUUCAGAAACAUUUCGGCAUCAGCUAGUUAGCAGGAUGAACUGAAAGCGACUCAACAAUUUCCACAAAACUUUUGAGAUUGUUUCAUUGCUAAUCCCACAACAACUAAUUUUCUUUCCUCCACAAAUUGGUUCCUUGGUUCGUUGACUAUCUGUUACUGAGCGAUGCAAGAACUAUAGAACCCCUUGCUAGUUGCUGUGGUGGCUAGCUUGCUAGUUGACAAGUUAGCUAGUGGUGGAACAAGCUAUUUAUUGCAUGGGUCCUAAACAGGAUUACACCACUUGGUUAGCUACCUACUUGUCAUCACGUUAGUUAGUUAGUUAGUUAGUUAGUUAGUUAGUUAGUUAGUUAGUUAGUUAGUUAGUUAGUUAGUUAGUUAGUUAGUUGAUUGGUUGCAUGUGAGUUCACAAACAAGCUAGCCAUUUCAGCAUAAUCUAGUUAGCAGAAUGAUGUGAAAACCACUCAACAAUUUCCACAAAACUUUUGAGAUUGUUUCAUAACAACUAAUUUUGUUUCCUCCACAAAUUGGUUCCUUGGUUAGUUGACUAUCUGUUACUGAGCGAUGCAAAAACUAUAGAACCCCUUGCUAAUUUCUGUGUUGGCUAGCUAGCUAGUUGACAGGUUAGCUAGUGGCCGAACAAGCUAUUUAUUGCAUGGCUCCUAAACAGGAUUACACCACUUGGUUCGCUACCUACUUGUCAUCAUGUUAGUUAGUUCGAUAGUUAGUUAGUUAGUUGCUUGGUUGGUUGCAUGUGAGUUCACAAACAAGCUAGCCAUUUCAGCAUAAUCUAGUUAGCAGAAUGAUGUGAAAAUCACUCAACAAUUUCCACAAAACUUUUGAGAUUGUUUCAAAACAACUAAUUUUGUUUCCUCCACAAAUUGGUUCCUUGGUUAGUUGACUGUCUGUUACUGAGACAGGCGACACAAAAACUAUAGAACCCCUUGCUAGUUGCUGUGUUGGCGAGCUAGCUGGCGGUAGCGGCCAAACAAGCUAUUUAUUGCAUGGCUCCUUAACAGGAUUACACCGCUUGGUUAGCUACCUACCCAAACCUAACCCUAACCAGGAAGUAGCCUGCUAACUCAAAAUCGAUACAAACGCGGUGGAAAAACCACAAAGCUGGUGGCGACCUGAGACCUCUGCAGAGUGCCGUACUGUACUUAUCAAGCCGAGCAUUGCUGGCGUGCAGCGCUUUCCGCGUUCCCCAUCAUGAUCGUUGCAUGGCCUGCCUGUCACGUGACCAUCCAAAAUACGCACGCGUCCUCCGCUUCACGAUGUCCUCGUGUCUUUUGUCCACAGAGCAGGGCAGCGGUACGUUCGACAUUCACGACAAAGCAACACGUAACAUUCGAAUUUUACUGAGUUACAUUUUUGCUAGGUUUUGAUUGAUUUAUAUAACAGUUCCACUAAGGUUGGUGUUUGUUUUGGGUCACUUCUGCGGUGUCAAAGACAAGUUUAUGGUUUUUGUCUUUAUUUUUUUUUAGUUUUCGCUUGAGGCAGGACCCAUAAGACGUGGGUGUGGAUCUGGAUAAAUGUGCAGAUACACGAUUUUGUUGCAUUUUUAUUCCCGGGCAGAGGUAAACGCUUAACUUUAUUUCAGCAGCACGGCAUGAAGUUUUCGACGCAGUGGGGGCUGUUUUUGUCUUUGGCAGUGUGUUUAGUGAUUAUAUUCUUUUUUGGGCACUCGGCCACAUCACAUCCUUUGAAUAACCUUACUGGACUGUAUUAAAACAAAUAUUAUCACAUUUAGGUAUUCUGAAUGUAUGCAUCAUUAUUCAUUUUCUACAAUAAUGAUAAUAAUAAUAAUAACAAUAAUGUGUUGAUUUAUACUAACAACGCUUCUUGACAGCCUUUAGAUGGGAUCAAGGUUUUUAUUUUUUUUUCUUAACUUGCAUCAAGUUUGACUUUCUGUGUAUUGUUAUGAUGAUGAUGAUGAUGAUGAUGACUUGUAGAAUAUUUUGUUGAAAUAUGUAAAUAUUCCUUCAAGUGGAUUGUACAUAGCUUGCGAGCAAGGCGACAUUGUGCAUGAGUUCUAAUGUUCAUAGAACUGUAUUAAAUGUAGAGAAUAUAUAUAAAUAUAUAUAAAUAUACGGUAAUCCUUUUUCUUUUUUUUUUGCUGUGCAUUGUGUACAUAUGUUGUUCUGUAAUGAAAUGGACAAAUACAAAUCAUAUACGCCUGAUUUUAUUUGAUUUUUUUUUUUUCAGAUUUUGCUCAUCAGGUUGACAUAUU
Molecule: messenger RNA, 7049 nt
Organism: Syngnathoides biaculeatus (alligator pipefish)
Lineage: Eukaryota; Metazoa; Chordata; Actinopteri; Syngnathiformes; Syngnathidae
Product: neuronal cell adhesion molecule-like
Exons: 32
Coding region: 76-4152 (1358 amino acids)
Biological process (GO): brain development; cell-cell adhesion
Molecular function (GO): cell-cell adhesion mediator activity
Source: RefSeq, a predicted model, not a curated record